Scleropages formosus (Asian bonytongue) is the source of this 2539-nucleotide messenger RNA. RefSeq names its product E3 ubiquitin-protein ligase pellino homolog 1. Lineage: Eukaryota; Metazoa; Chordata; Actinopteri; Osteoglossiformes; Osteoglossidae. Gene Ontology annotation, biological process: regulation of Toll signaling pathway; protein K48-linked ubiquitination. The transcript is spliced from 7 exons. The record is from RefSeq and is a predicted model, not a curated record. Gene Ontology annotation, molecular function: protein binding; ubiquitin protein ligase activity. Bases 876 to 2141 code for a protein of 421 amino acids.
GCAAUAAACAGGACAUUCUGCAAACCUGCAAAAUAAGGGGCAAAGGAUACAAACAAAUGCGUGUAUAAUAGGAAGAUAUUUAUUUUUUAAUAUAAAUAGCAGCCGAAAAGAAACAAUCACAACAGUCCACUGUCAUAAAAAGUCAUCCGACGGUGAAACAGUCAGACGUCAUCCGACUCAUUCAGGACAGGAAAAGGGCUUCACGGGAAAAGUAGUUUUCUCUAUCUCGACUUCCGCUACUUAACCCUUUCUGCGUUAAGCGAUCAGAGUUACAAACUACAGGUCCCAGAAUGCAUUACAAAGUAAUUAAUGACGCGGAAGGUAUUUGUGUUUAAAGACCAGACACAGCUUAUGCUGCCCAGCAUCAGGUACGAUAUUACUCUCCAGCGGGUGGCUUUUGUAGAUGCGUUGUAUAGAAAACGGCAUAAAAGGCAUAGAAAAGGGAAAGUAAGUAUAGAGCAGCUACUUAAAUUCAGCAGAAGUGUCCCUUUCCCGUGUUAGCUCUAACAAAGGCAGGCAGGGUCCGUCCACACUUGCCUCUUUGUUAGUGAAGUGGCAGCCCGUAGCGGCGGAUUCAGCGGCGGAUCGACCGAGCCGCGGAGGUUCGGCUCUCUCCCCACCCUCCCCGAGGCUGGACACCGCGAGCUGCUGCGCGGGAAACAUCGGCUUUUUCAUUUCAGGGUAGAUCAUUUGACGGAGCGAGAAGUCGCGGGACACCGAGUCGCACGGCACUGCCUCAGUCUGGUCUGCGAUUGGCCGUCAUCCGCAAAGCGGCACGAACGAUGAGAACACUUUGAAGAGACGAAGAGCGUUCGUCGUGGGAGCUCGACCCCGCCCCCCGCCGCACCUGCCCCCCGCCAUCGACAGCCGUGCUAAUGUUCUCCCCUGACCAGGAAAACAUCUCCACAGCCUCCACCAAAGUGCCAGUUAAAUACGGCGAGCUCAUUGUGCUGGGGUACAAUGGCUCUCUGCCCAACGGGGACCGAGGAAGGCGUAAAAGCCGCUUCGCGCUAUACAAGAGGCCCAAGGCCAACGGGGUGAAGCCCAGCACGGUGCACGUGGCCUGCACGCCCCAAGCCGCCAAGGCCAUAAGCAACAAGGACCAGCACAGCAUCUCCUACACCCUGUCUCGGGCUCAGACCGUAGUGGUGGAGUACACACACGACAGCAAUACUGACAUGUUCCAGAUCGGGCGGUCCACGGAGAGCCCUAUCGACUUUGUGGUGACUGACACGGUCCCCGGUAGCCAGAGCAACGCAGAUACGCAAACGGUUCAGAGCACCAUCUCGCGUUUUGCUUGCCGCAUCAUGUGUCAGCGCAGCCCGCCUUACACCGCGCGCAUCUAUGCCGCUGGAUUUGACUCUUCCAAGAACAUCUUCCUGGGAGAGAAGGCGGCAAAGUGGAAGACAUCAGAUGGCCAGAUGGAUGGUCUGACCACCAACGGCGUGCUGGUGAUGCACCCGCGGCACGGCUUUACCGAAGACUCGAAGCCUGGUGUGUGGCGCGAGAUUUCGGUGUGUGGCAACGUCUUCACUCUGCGGGAGACUCGCUCUGCGCAGCAGAGAGGCAAGAUGGUGGAGAACGAGACCCAGGAGCUGGUGGACGGCUCGCUGAUCGAUUUGUGCGGGGCCACGCUGCUGUGGCGCACGGCCGAGGGCCUGUCGCGCACGCCCACGCUGAAGCACUUGGAGGCGCUGCGGCAGGAGAUCAACGCAGCGCGGCCGCAGUGCCCCGUGGGCUUCAACACGCUGGCGUUCCCCAGCAUGCGCCGCAAAGAGGUGGUGGAUGAGAAGCAGCCCUGGGUGUACCUGCACUGCGGCCACGUGCACGGCUACCACGACUGGGGCAACCGCGCCGAGCGCGAGGGCCGGGAGCGCGAGUGCCCCAUGUGUCGCGCGCGGGGCCCCUACGUGCCUCUGUGGCUGGGCUGCGAGGCCGGCUUCUACCUGGACGCGGGUCCGCCCACGCACGCCUUCAGCCCCUGUGGCCACGUGUGCUCGGAGAAGACUGCAGCCUACUGGAGCCAGAUCCCGCUGCCCCAUGGCACACACACCUUCCACGCCGCCUGCCCCUUCUGCGCCCAGCAGCUGAGUGGCGAGCAGGGAUACAUCAGACUCAUAUUCCAGGGCCCUGUGGACUAGGCGUCCCCCCCCCCCACAACCCGUCCCUUUGGCCGCCGUUACCUUCCGUACCUUUCUGCUGAGCUUAAGACAAAAGCUGUAAACUACUUUCCUUUCUAAACCCUUUUUUCCCCCCUCUUCGCUGAAGUUUUUUUCUUCUUUACAAAGGCUUCUCAGUUUUAAGUGACCUUUAUAGCGAGUGCUGUUUUAUUUACAAAGAAAACAAAACAAAAAAAUGACUAUUUUAUUGUGAUAAAACAAAACUCCCCACAUACCUAUAAACGGACAUUGCUAGGGUGAGCAGUUUUUUUUUUCCCCCCCUUCUUUUGUAAAGAUAUUGAAGCAGUAUUUUAUUUACUAAUGUAACAAGAUUUUUAACACUUAUUAAUGCAAUAUUCGUUUAAAAAAAAAAAAAAAAA